AUGAAAGUUGCACCUGGGGCUUUAAUCUACAGUGCACCUGAAGCACGCGCUACAAACCAAACAGUCCAGGUUAGCUCAGAUUGAUGAUCUUAAUUCACUUUUUUGACUCGAUGAGAUUAUUCGUACUUUUUUAUUCCAAUUUAUUUUAUGUACUAUACCUUUAGACAUCGUAACAUUUUGAUGGAAAGUAAUAUAUAAGCCUCCUUUCUUUGUAACUGGGCAUUUUUUCCCGGGUAGUUCUCUUCUUUACGAUGGCCGCCUUUUUUACCUCAGUUUUGGAACUAAAUCUUUCCAAAGUUGAACCACCAGUCGAAAAAAUUGCUUUCCUCAUAUAGAAAUGGUGCUCUUAUAUGUAAAAGACAUUUUUCAAAAGUAAUAAUCUGAAAAGUAAGAGUUGUCUCACUAAUUCAUAGUUUGUUCGAUAAUGGGCAAGUGCCUUCGCUGUGAAAUAUAGAUAACAGUGACGGUUACUGGCCUGAGUCUUUUUAACCUUAUUAGAAGCUCAAAGACACUUUAAAGUGAGAGAGGAAACAAUGCUUGAAUGUUGUUUCCUCCCUCACCUCAAAGUGCAGGAGGGGAUCUCUUGGGAAAAGGCUAAAAACGAAUCAUCUCUGUUACUGCAUUCGCCGUUAAAAGCGUUGGUUUAAUGAGAUUCCCAUGCAGCAAGAGUUACUUUCUUCAUAUUCCGCCUAUUCUAGGAAUUUUCCCACAAUAGCCUUAAAAGCAUGCACGAUGUUGCAUCUCUCUGUGCUGUCAUUUAUUUCUUCAUUUUCUGUGGUCAGGUUGAUGUCUACAGUUUUGGUGUACUUCUUUGUGAGAUGUCCAUCCGUGAAUUACCAGAUCCUGAAAGACGAGAACAACAAGUAGCAAUGUUGGCAAACAAUGUGCUUCGAGCUCUUAUCCGAGGAUGUCUGGAAACAGACCCUCAAGCCAGACCAACUAUGGAAGAAAUAAUUAAUGAAAUAGAACCGGAAGUGCAAGGCACCUUUUGA
Molecule: messenger RNA, 992 nt
Organism: Pocillopora meandrina
Lineage: Eukaryota; Metazoa; Cnidaria; Anthozoa; Scleractinia; Pocilloporidae
Source: the annotation of a GenBank genome assembly